Molecule: messenger RNA, 1861 nt
Organism: Paecilomyces variotii
Lineage: Eukaryota; Fungi; Ascomycota; Eurotiomycetes; Eurotiales; Thermoascaceae
Product: putative NADH-ubiquinone oxidoreductase 49 kDa subunit
Exons: 3
Coding region: 142-1566 (474 amino acids)
Biological process (GO): mitochondrial electron transport, NADH to ubiquinone
Molecular function (GO): NAD binding; NADH dehydrogenase (ubiquinone) activity; quinone binding
Source: RefSeq, a predicted model, not a curated record
AAAAUGCGCGGGAGCAUCCUCAGUCCGACGUCGAUGGUCGACAACGACACGGGCCUCUACUCCAUCGCCAACCUCGAUUGAAUGUGGUCAGGUUGAGGACCACCUGCUCUCUUCUCCCGUCUCUUCCGUCCUCCCUCUCCAAUGGCUUCGUCCUUCGCUCGCCUGGCGGGCAAUGCGCCCAAGAGGCUUUGCCUCCGCCCCUCUCUGUCAACAAGAUCCUCGCCGGUUGUCAGAUCUAGGUCGAUAGCGACCACUCUGCCUCGAAGAUAUGCUGAGCCGACCAGCUAUCAGGCGACUAGACUCGUCCCUACCGACCCGUCGUUUGCGCACUUCGCCAACAAGACCAGUGAUAUUCCCGAGGAGGCUGCGGCCAUGGAGUCGGAAGCAGGCCACAACCGCAAGAUUCGCCAUUACACUGUCAACUUUGGACCUCAGCAUCCCGCUGCGCACGGUGUGUUGCGUCUGAUUCUGGAGCUGAACGGAGAAGAAAUCGUCCGCGCGGAUCCUCACGUCGGUCUGCUCCACCGUGGUACCGAGAAGUUGAUCGAGUACAAGACGUACAUGCAGGCGCUUCCUUACUUCGACCGAUUGGACUACGUCUCGAUGAUGACCAACGAGCAAUGCUUCUCUCUGGCGGUUGAGAAACUGCUGAAUAUCGAGAUCCCCGAGAGAGCCAAAUGGAUCCGUACCCUGUUUGGAGAGAUCACGAGAAUCCUCAACCACCUCAUGUCCGUCCUCUCCCACGCAAUGGAUGUUGGUGCGUUGACGCCUUUCCUGUGGGGUUUCGAGGAGCGUGAGAAGCUGAUGGAAUUCUACGAGCGUGUUUCCGGUGCCCGUCUCCACGCUGCCUACGUCCGUCCCGGUGGUGUCUCUCAGGACCUUCCUCUCGGUCUCCUGGACGACAUCUACCAGUGGGCUACGCAGUUCAGUGACCGUAUCGAUGAGACCGAGGAGCUGCUCACGGAUAACCGGAUCUGGAAGGCCAGAACCCAGGGUGUCGGUGUUGUCAGCGCUGCUGAUGCUCUUAACAUGAGUUUCACUGGUGUCAUGCUCCGUGGUUCUGGUGUUCCCUGGGAUAUCCGCAAGUCUCAACCGUAUGACGCCUACGAUCAGGUUGAGUUCGAUGUCCCUGUUGGUGUCAACGGUGACUGCUACGACCGUUAUCUGUGCCGUAUGGAGGAGUUCCGUCAGUCCCUUCGCAUCAUCCACCAGUGCCUGAACAAGAUGCCCCCUGGUCCCGUCAAGGUUGAGGAUUACAAGAUCUCCCCUCCUCCCCGUGCAGCCAUGAAGGAGAACAUGGAGGCUCUCAUUCACCACUUCCUUCUCUUCACCAAGGGUUAUGCCGUUCCCCCUGGUGAGACCUACUCGGCCAUUGAGGCUCCCAAGGGUGAGAUGGGUGUUUUCGUUGUCAGUGAUGGCAGCGAGAGACCCUACCGCUGCAAGAUCCGUGCUCCCGGAUUUGCUCACCUGGGAGGAUUUGACCAGGUUGCCAGGGGCCACUUGCUUGCCGACGCCGUCGCUAUCAUUGGUACCAUGGAUCUGGUGUUCGGAGAGGUCGACCGAUAAACAUUGGUUGUUACUGAAAAAAUUAGAAGCCCGUAACCGAUGACAAGAGGCUGGGGCCCUUGGCGUCGGAGAGAUGAUGAGUGGAGGUUGCUUGGUGGCGACCAGCCUAAGCCGUCCCGGUGCAGCCUGAGCAGCCGUCUGUAGCUGUAGUAUUUCCUUGAGCAGUGGCGUUGUUUCAUGUCUAUCUUGCAUACAAUUUCCGUCUCUGUCUACCUAUCCUCUUAUGUAUAGUGAAUGUGAUUUGCACUUCGAGUUUUACACUGUCAGGACAUCGAACCGGCCGUAGGUAUGUCAG